Molecule: messenger RNA, 1910 nt
Organism: Pogoniulus pusillus (Red-fronted tinkerbird)
Lineage: Eukaryota; Metazoa; Chordata; Aves; Piciformes; Lybiidae
Gene: TPP1
Product: tripeptidyl peptidase 1
Exons: 13
Coding region: 43-1779 (578 amino acids)
Biological process (GO): central nervous system development; proteolysis
Molecular function (GO): tripeptidyl-peptidase activity; serine-type endopeptidase activity
Source: RefSeq, a predicted model, not a curated record
GACCGCAGCCCGGGCUCCCCACGUGACGGCGGCAGCGGCAGGAUGGCCUCGGGGAGCCGGAGGGUCCCUCCCGCGCUGCUGCUGCUGCUGUGUGCGGCCGCCUGGAGCUGUGCCGGGGGCCUGGAGCACGACCAACCCUUCCGGGUGCCCCCCGGCUGGCAGCUGGCAGGCGCCGUGAGCCCCGGGCAGGAGCUGCAGCUGACCUUCGCCCUGCGCCAGCGCGGCCUGGGGCGCCUGGCACGGGUGGUCGAUGCCGUCUCGGACCCCCUCUCGCCGCAGUACGGCAAGUUCCUGAGCCUGGAGCAGCUGCGGGCACUGGUGCAGCCCUCCCCGGGCACGCUGCUGGCCGUGGGCAAGUGGCUGCGGCGCCACGGCGUGGAGCGGUGCCACAGCGUCGCCACCCUCGACUUCCUGCAGUGCCACAUGCCUGCCAGCGUGGCAGAGCAGCUGCUGCCCGGUGCCCGGUUCCAGCGCUACGUGAAGGGGGCACUCAGUGCCAUCCGCUCCCCCCUGCCCUACACCGUGCCUGAAGAGCUGGCACCGCACCUGGACUUUGUGGGAGGCCUGCACCGGUUCCCGGCGGAGCGGCGGGAGGUGGCACGAGCCUGGGCGCGGCAGGCCGGGGGUCAGCGGCGCCAGGGCGGCACCCACCCGGGCAGCUUCCACCUGGGCGUGACGCCCGCGGUGCUGCGGCAGAGCUACAACCUGAGUGCGGCUGACGUGGGGCAGCUGCCCAACAACAGCCAGGCCUGUGCCCAGUUCCUGGAGCAGUACUUCCACCAGGCCGACCUGGCAGAGUUCAUGCGGCUCUUCGCGCGCGGCUUCGCGCACCGCAGCCGUGUGGACCGCGUGGUCGGGCGUCAGGGCGCGGCCGGGGCGGGGCUGGAGGCCAGCCUGGACGUGCAGUACCUCAUGAGCAGCGGCGCCAACAUCUCCACCUGGGUCUUCAGCAACCCAGGGAGGCACGAGAGCCAGGAGCCCUUCCUGGCAUGGCUGCUGCUGCUCACCAACCUGUCCUCGGUGCCCUGGGUGCACUCCGUCAGCUACGGCGACGACGAGGACAGCCUGUCCCGCGCCUACCUGCGCCGCGUGGACGCCGAGAUGCGGAAGGCUGCGGCCAGAGGCCUCUCCCUGCUCUUCGCCUCCGGUGACGAUGGCGCUGGCUGCAGGAGGCUCCCGGGGGGCAACCACACCUUCCGACCCAGCUUCCCAGCCUCCAGCCCCUACGUCACCACUGUGGGGGGCACCUCCUUCAAGAACCCCUUCCUGGUGACCACCGAGGUGAGCGACUACAUCAGCGGCGGCGGCUUCAGCAACGUCUUCACCAUGCCCACCUACCAGGCGGCGGCCGUGCGGCGCUUCCUGCGCCAGGCGCCGAAGCUACCUCCCAGCUCCUACUUCAACGCCAGCGGCAGAGCCUACCCGGACCUGGCAGCGCUCUCGGACAACUACUGGGUGGUGACCAACCGCUUCCCGCUGCCCUGGGUGUCGGGCACCUCGGCAUCCACGCCGGUCGUGGCGGGCAUAGUGGCACUGAUCAACGACCGCCGUCUGCAGCGGGGGCUGCCCCCGCUGGGCUUCCUCAACCCCGCGCUUUACCGGCUGCAGGAGAGCGGCCACGGCGCUGCGCUCCGCGACGUGACGCAGGGCUGCCACCUGUCCUGCCUGGACGGCACCGUGCAGGGUCAGGGCUUCUGCGCCAGCCCCGGCUGGGACCCGGUCACCGGCUGGGGCACCCCCAACUUCCCCGAGCUGCUGCGGGCGCUGCUGCCGCCGUGACGCGGGACAUGGAGACGGACACCGGCACACCGGGCGGACACCGGGACACGCGACAUGGAGGCGCGGGGACAGCGAGGGACAGCGGGGAACAGCGAGGGACAGCGGGGAACAGCGGGGGACAGCGGGGAACA